UCCAAGUUUUCUGAACUUAAAAAAACAUUUUAUGUGUGGUUGCAGUACUACUGCAACAGCAACAUGGUUGCAUUAACAACGAAAGUGAUGUCUGUUAGCUGCUUGGUUUUGGCGAUCGGAAUUUACAUUUACCCGCGGGAUCAUGAUCAUUCUUUUGACUACUUCUAUUUGGCCCUUCAAUGGCCUGCAUCAGUAUGCCAUGAAGGUUCGAACGUCAAUUGUAUCAACCCGCUUCCUGGCAAUUUCACCAUUCACGGACUCUGGGCACAGAAGAAGAUCAAGAAUCAUAAUAAGCUUAAGUCAUACGAUUGCAAUAGUACUUCUACAAGAAAAAAAAUUUGCAGAAAGCAUCCUUUUAACUAUGACGAGCUGAAAAAUGACAAGAUGCUCAUGGAGAUGAUGAAUAAAAGCUGGCCGAACCUGAUCGAGGGUCGAAGCUCAUCACCAGAUCAUGAGCAGAACAAAAAGUUUUGGAAGCAAGAAUGGGAAAGGCAUGGCUGUUGCCUCUUCAAUUUCAAAUCUAAACAAAAAGAGUACUUCAAGAAAACUUGUGGAAUGUGGAAACAAGCCCCGCUGCUUGAAAUCUUUGCAGCACAUACAUUUUUCCAGGGAAUGACCAGGAAUUUUACAGUUAUUGCAAAAUGGUCUUUCUCACCUUGGAGAGCCAUGUGGUUUGGAAUUGUCUUGGUUAGAGAAGAAAGUGGAUUUUGCUGCUAAGGCAAGGGUAUCAUGUAAAGUGGGAGGAUUGGAAAGUUGCUUGCGUUUUUCUUUCUGUUGAACCAAGGCAUAGACUUCACUCAAACUUGGGAUGGGUUUAAUCAAGAUAAUUUGAGCUUUGAUAUUGGUAAAUGAAUCAUGAAGCCCCAUGAGAAACUUCAUGGACCAAUCAUGUUGCUAGUGCUCAAAAACAUUUUUCAUGGCACCACAGGUGCAUGAUGGGAGGGAUUCAAAAUUGAGAAGUUCAUCGAGAAGCCUUUUCAAUUUUGAGAAGUAGAGGCUAACAAAAUCAUCACCUUGAACAAGAGAAUUAAUGGACUGCUUGAGUUCAUA
This is a messenger RNA of Juglans microcarpa x Juglans regia, 1050 nucleotides long. Its product is annotated as ribonuclease 3-like. Gene Ontology annotation, cellular component: extracellular region. Lineage: Eukaryota; Viridiplantae; Streptophyta; Magnoliopsida; Fagales; Juglandaceae. The coding region runs from base 64 to 717 and encodes 217 amino acids. The record is from RefSeq and is a predicted model, not a curated record. The transcript is spliced from 3 exons. Gene Ontology annotation, molecular function: ribonuclease T2 activity; RNA binding. Gene Ontology annotation, biological process: RNA catabolic process.